UGUAGAGACCUCAUCUGGGAACGAAGAGAUGUGCACGAGCCCUUGGCACCCAUAUGCCCCUUUUGCAUUUUAGCGUUGGCAUUAAAAACCAAAUCACUCUCGGCAACUUGAAUUGCUUUGUAAGUGAGCAGGUGAAGGUGCCCAAAUCAUUCACGCACCUCUUGAUUCCGUAGCUCCCCUAGAAAACUAUGGUCAUGGCCGCCCAAGACCAAAAGCCGUCGCAGCGGGCUCCGGUUCGCGUCGGAUUUUAUGAUAUUGAGCGCACGUUGGGAAAAGGCAAUUUUGCGGUUGUGAAGCUCGCGAGACAUCGUAUCACGAAAUCAGAGGUGGCCAUUAAGAUCAUAGACAAGACCCAACUAGAUGCUGUGAACUUGGAGAAGAUCUAUAGAGAAGUGGAAAUCAUGAAGAUGCUGGACCAUCCUCACAUCAUCAAGCUUUACCAGGUCAUGGAGACCAAAAACAUGCUCUAUCUGGUCACAGAGUAUGCAAGAAAUGGAGAGAUAUUUGAUUACCUUGCCAGCCGCGGGCGGCUCAGCGAGAUGGAUGCGAGGAGGAAGUUCUGGCAGAUCCUAUCAGCGGUGGAGUUCUGCCACGAGCGCAACAUUGUUCACAGGGACCUGAAGGCUGAGAACUUGUUACUGGAUGCACAUAUGAAUAUUAAAAUAGCAGAUUUUGGCUUUGGAAACUUCUUCCGUCCUGGGGAGCCCCUGACCACUUGGUGUGGCAGCCCCCCAUACGCAGCUCCAGAGGUGUUUGAGGGGCAGCAGUAUGAGGGUCCACAACUGGACAUCUGGAGCAUGGGGGUUGUUUUGUACGUGUUGGUAUGUGGCGCUCUUCCGUUUGACGGCCCCAGCCUUCCCAUACUCAGACAGAGGGUCCUGGAGGGCCGUUUCCGCAUCCCCUACUUCAUGAGUGAGGACUGUGAGCACUUGAUCAGGAAGAUGUUGGUUCUUGACCCAGCCAGACGCUUGUCCCUAUGUCAGAUCAAAGACCAUCGCUGGAUGAUGCAGGAGGUCCCGUCCCAGCGGCCAGUGCUCUACAGACAGGGUCUGCCCAGCGAGAGUAAAACAGGCUUGAUUGAACACAGUGAACAAGUGCUGAGACUGAUGCACAGCCUCGGCAUUGACCAGCAGAAAACCAUUGAGUCUCUCCAGAACAAAAGCUAUAACCACUUUGCUGCUAUCUACUACCUACUCGUGGAGCGGUUGAAAGCGCAUCGCAGCAGUUUCCCUGUGGAACAGCGUUUGCACGCCAGCCAGCGCCGCCCUAGCACCAUCGCUGAGCAGACUGUUGUCAAGACCAAUGCAGUUCCCUCCAAAGUUGGCACCACUCCACAGGCAGCACGUCACCUACACUCUCCAGUUCUGUUGCAGUCCACCACAGAUACAUUUACUUUCCCACAAACCCCUGCUUCCCCAGACAAGACACUCAUGGAGGAAGAUGUAGCCACUCCAAAGGUGGAUGGCUGCUUGCUGGACCCACUCCCUCCAGUCGUUGUCCGCAAUGUCAGCAGCUCACUACCUAGCAACGUUAUGGAGACGUCAAUUGAUGAGGGCAUUGAGGCAGAGGAGGAGCAUGCUGUGCCCCUCACUGCCUUUCAUACUGUUCGGUUCAGUCAGCGCCGGCAUACACUGUCUGAGGUCUCCAACCAACCUGGUGUGCUGCCUGUCACAGGUCUCAACCCAUCUCUCAGCAGUAUGGACUCAGAGUACAGCAUGGGUUCUACUCAGAGUGACUUCAGCUUGCCUGAGGAGAAUCCUGCUCUUAAAGAUGUAUUAAACACUACACCUGCCAGCUCCCAAGCACCGGUCUUCCUCGGCAUGAAGCCCUUGAAUCCCACCCUGCAGCCGCUUAACCCAGAGGGAUGUGAUGCUCAUAAUCACUCACUAAUCAGUUUCAGAGAGGGACGGCGGGCUUCGGACACCUCGCUUACACAAGGUUUAGUGGCAUUCAGACAGCACCUCCAGAACCUGGCCAGGACCAAGGGCUUCCUGGAGCUGAAUAAAGCCCAGAUAGUUUUAGGAGGUGGUGGAGGAGACGCCAACCCCACCAUCAACCCUCAGGAGCUGAUAGAGCCUCACCAUCCACUCACUCACCAGAGGGACAGUCAGUUGGCGAGUGGUCUUGGAAGUGGUCAGAUGUUUUGUAAAGAGCCUGCACCGCGCACUUUAGAGCAACAUCUACAGGAGCACAGACUACAGCAGAAACGGCUCUAUCUUCAGAAGCAGUCUCAGGUACAGGCCUACUUCCAUCAGAUGCAACUGGCAGAAGAUGCUUUCCCCAAUCCUCAGGACUGCCGAGACCCCCAGCACAGCAGUAGCCCCGUCUCCAGCCCUCCCUUCACACGGACCCAAACCCUAACCCCUUUCCUGGAGCCAAGCACCUUAUCUCUACCAUACGGCCCCAAAGCAACACGCUAUCCAGACUGGCCUCCACCACCUGCACACUCAGACAGCCACACAAACUACACGACAUCCCUCCCCACAGAGCCUCUCUACGCAUGGAGUCCCGCCCCGCCACCUCUCCCACCAGGCAAAGCCGAGAGCCCUUCAUCCCAGCCCGCACCUGAGGCCCCCUUCCUGGACUGUGAGAUGAUGGAGACCGUAGAAGCCCCACAAGGCUGUGUACUUGUAAACUAAUUGUGCACUGGAGGUGAAAUGGACCACUCUGAGGCUGGCUCUCAGGCGUGACUCAUUUGAGGGAAGUUAUGGUGGGGGAAACGCCCUCAGGGACAAGAUGGUUUGGUUUGUGUCAUCAUAUAAACCAGCAGACCCUAUAAUCUCGUGCACUUGAUCCUGUGGCACAACCAGUCGUGAAAAUUACAUGACAUUUUUGCAAAAUUAUAUUACGUGGUUCCGUACACAUAUCACGGCAGUUAAUAGGUAAAAUGUCCACAGUGUGGCGCUAAAAGCAAGUAGAAGAGGAUUUUAAGGAUAAUGCUCUAAGUUUAAAUCUUAAAAACUUACCUCCCUACCCUAAACCUUAAACCUAAACCUAACCGGUAGGGUCAUAAAAGCAAAUGUGACAUGAAAAACAAAAUUUCUAAAGCAACGUCAUUUUGUUGUGCUUCUGUGACAUUUUCGUGACGUGUCGACUCAUACCCCAGUCUUUAGCAUCAGAAGUGUUAUGCUCUAUCAGUUGAGCUACCGCGAUAAUUUGAUUUGUGUUUAGAUGUCAUAAGACAGGAGUCUUUUUUAAAUGAUAAUCAGCUGUUUUACUCGUGAUUUGUGUGAAAGUAAAUACAGGUCAUUGUUGUUGUAGCGCCUCUAGUGUUCAUUUCACCAGAAAACUGCCGUGAUAUGUACAAGCCACCUUAAAAAUGAUUUUGCAAAAAUGUAGGUAUAGCAAUGUGAUUCUAUGAGACCAGAUUGCGUAGAUCAUUAUAGACCUUAUUUAACAAAGAUGUAUGUGAGACGUAGUAGUGUCCUGAAAAUUUGUUCGGUAAGCACAGAUAAAAUAGUGCAGCUACCAUAGAGUUUUUGGUCAGUAUUAAAGCAUUACUCCUUUUUUCCUAUAAUACUCAUAACGAGUUUCAGUGUUUUAAAAGUAGUUUAUAGUUUCAUCCUUAAAUUAUCAAUAGCUACUCAAUUUUUUGUUAUUAGUAUUGUGUCAUUUUUAAUAAAAGAUCAUUAACAGAAAACUUGUAAAUAUUAGGACUUUUCUAAUGUGUAAAAUAAGAAGAUUAAGAAAUAAUGUUAACAUCAACAUGAAAAGGCAUUCACAACAGGGCGGGACUUGAUUUUAUCCAUCAGGAAUUGAUUGGAUUAUAAAAAGUGAGUAAAGAGUUCGCUAAAAGAAUGCCUAAAAAGUUAUUUGGCUCUUGGUUAACAUAAUCCAAUAGCCAGGGUGGCCUAUAGGUGACAUCAGAAAUAAGGAAAGUAGUUUCAGAGGCAGAGCAAGACUCUUUGGACUAACAUGCAGUGACGAAUCCUGCACAAUAGAGCGCAACAGUCUGGUUUUGGAAGUAAAAAUCCCAUAACUUUUUCUAUAGAUGAAUUCAUUUUCAACAAUUUCUAAUAAACGUUUAAAGACAGACCUACCGUGAGCUCCGAGGUUGUUCAUCAAUGGUAUAUGCUUCCGUUGAAGCCAUUAGACUGCGUUAUUCCUGGUGAACAACUACACUACUCAUGAUUCAUCAGAGAAAGAUCCACCAAUCAGAGAACUGUGGCCAACAAAGCCUGUGAAAAGAGCCCAAGAGCGACCGCCCACUUCCAUGACGCACUAUGAAUGGCGUAAUCAAGUCGGUCUCCAUUCAACCUUAAACUACAUAUUUGUGUAUAUCGGAGUAUUUUGCAGUAAACGUAAAAUAUACUGUUUCUAUACUUCUAAUCAACAACCAAAAAUAAACAGUUUUAUAUAUUUGCAUCGUUUUUUAUUCAAUGACAUCAUACGCAAUGCUUCAUGGGGUUGUAGUUCAUGCCCUCCUGAAAGACGGUAAGUACGCAGUCUUGUACCUUUGUCUUUUUGUCCGAUUUUCAAAUACUAUUUUGCUUCAAAUCAAAGUUUGUAAUUAUGUGAUUCACCUUGGAGCUGGUUGGAUUAGUCCAUAACUUAGAACUCUUUUAUAAAGGAUUUUAUGAAAAGCCUAUGGAAAAAAUGAAUGGGGAAAAAUACUUCCAGAACCCAGAUGUCUGAAAAAGUGGGCGGGUACUGUUGUGCUCUAUAAGACCAGGAACAUGCAUUGUAUAUGUAAAAAGGGUUGAUUCUGAGUUCACGUUGACUUUAAAAUUACACUACCUGGCCCUACUGAGGAACUUUUAAAGUGGGGUGGGGAAGUAGUAAAGUACAAGGUUACAGUACAUGUUUUUUCUGCCAAUAUGUUUGCUUGAGUUAAAUGGAUUGAGCCAAUCAGAAUCCAAUAAAAAAAAUUAACGAUACAUUGAUGGAGCAGCAUUGUGACUUCAUCUUACAAGUCUGUCUAAUCUGCACUACCACUCGAACUGGAGUUUAAAAGAACUGUUUAGAAAUAUUCAGUGUUGUGCCUUUCGAUUCUUCUUGUUCCUUUGGAGAAUGUCUGUUUUUAGAUUGAAUUCUUCAAGUAAAGCUUCCUGUUUAGAAUUGCAGUAUAAAGCACACUCUUUUGACAGAUAUCUUGAACCAAAGUCUCCAUUUAGGUUCUAUUUUUAAGUCCACUAUGUGGAUUGUUUUAGAACCAUCGAGCUACAUGAUAUUUAGUUGUCAUGGUCCAACAGUAUAUGCCAUCCAAAAGUAUAGCAAUAUCUAGGAUAAUAGUUCCUAUGUUCAAAAAGGGUGUAGGUAGUGAAUGUGUUGUCAUUUUAUGGCCUCAAGAAAAAGAUCUUAUUGUGGCUAUUUAGAAUUCUUUGUCAGGUCUUUCUUAAUGUUGAUAUUACUA
This is a messenger RNA of Myxocyprinus asiaticus (Chinese sucker), 5353 nucleotides long. RefSeq names its product serine/threonine-protein kinase SIK2-like. NCBI's taxonomy places the organism in Eukaryota, Metazoa, Chordata, Actinopteri, Cypriniformes, Catostomidae. Gene Ontology annotation, molecular function: protein serine/threonine kinase activity; tau-protein kinase activity; ATP binding. Gene Ontology annotation, cellular component: cytoplasm. The coding region runs from base 189 to 2639 and encodes 816 amino acids. The record is from RefSeq and is a predicted model, not a curated record. Gene Ontology annotation, biological process: protein phosphorylation; intracellular signal transduction; microtubule cytoskeleton organization. The transcript is spliced from 14 exons.